Molecule: messenger RNA, 4991 nt
Organism: Strongylocentrotus purpuratus (purple sea urchin)
Lineage: Eukaryota; Metazoa; Echinodermata; Echinoidea; Camarodonta; Strongylocentrotidae
Product: cyclic AMP-responsive element-binding protein 3-like protein 1
Exons: 8
Coding region: 36-1745 (569 amino acids)
Biological process (GO): regulation of transcription by RNA polymerase II
Molecular function (GO): cAMP response element binding; DNA-binding transcription factor activity, RNA polymerase II-specific
Source: RefSeq, a predicted model, not a curated record
AUGAAGAAACUUUUGUUUGUUGUUUGGUAGUUUUCAUGGCAAGAAAGUUUCAAAAAUCUAACCUCGAUCCCCUUCUUUUCACCUCUGACCAGCAGCCGAUGACCGACCACCUGGAUGGCUUAUCAUCCCCCAGCUACUAUGAGUACGAUUACCUGUUUGACGAUGACCCACUCCUCUCGGCCGAUAAGAUGGUUUCGGGCGAGGCUUCGGACCCCACUCUACCUCACAUCGCUUCUGAGCAUAGCUACUCCAUGAUGAGUGAACCCAACUCGCCCAUGAUGAAGGACAUCAAGCAAGAAGAUGAUUUGGACAGCAACUACGAUCCCGAAGGCCUCCAAGACAUGCUACCCGUUUCCCCAGAGACCGAUGACCACCACAUCUCCCUCAUCUCGUCAGACCAGCACAACAACACCACCACCACCACCACGGCCGGCGGCUUGACCACCGGCUAUCUACUCAUGGACAAGUUGACCGGCGCCAAAUCCAUCCUGACCACUGCCAAUCGAACAUCGCUGACCCGGAACGGAGAACUGAAACCGACCACCACCACCUUGCAACAGAAACAGGACGGAUCCAAGAUCAAGCUGGAACUGGUGACGAUGAUGAACGUGGAUAAUGGACUGGGCUCGAAACAUCAGAUGCCACCGACACCACCCGGUAGUACUGCCAGCUAUAGCGACAGCGACGGGAGCGAGAGUCCUGGGAGAUCCACCCCCUCCUCGCCCCGUGCCGUACCCAUCCAACCUGCCAAAAGACCCAUCUGCCACACCCGAACUGUCUCUCCUCAGCUCUUCACCAACAUCCAGAAACUGCCCCAAUCUGGUCCUCUGCAUCUGACAGAAGAAGAGAGACGCACGCUGAGGCAGGAAGGUUACCCCAUCCCGACCAAGCUCCCUCUGACCAAGGCUGAAGAGAAAUCACUCAAGAAAGUCCGCAGGAAGAUCAAGAACAAGAUAUCGGCUCAGGAAAGCAGACGGAAGAAGAAGGAAUACUUGGAGGCUCUUGAGAAAAGAAUGGACUCUUAUACCAGCGAGAACACGGAACUGAAACGGAAAGUCGAGAACCUUGAGAACACCAAUCAGUCGCUGAGCUCCCAGCUCUCCAAGCUACAGUCUAUCGUCAACAAGAUCUCCAAACCAAUCAAAGCUCACACAACUCAGACCGGUACUUGCCUCAUGGUUUUAGUUUUAUGUUUUGCUGUCUUCCUUGGUUCCUGGACACCACAUUCUUUCUUGAGCAGCAACCAACAUCUCCCCAAGCUCUUCUCAUCCUCCUCAUCGCCCAACAACGACAUGCCACACCCCUUCUUCGGUCCCUAUGGUAACAACAUUCAGUACUCCGCCCCCAGUUUCCAUGGCGACGAUGACAGCGAGGACCAGCCCGACCCCAUUUUCAGGAUGUACGGUCCCAAACCAGCUUCCGGUUCGGAGGACGAUGACCCCUAUACGACCCACUCCAUGCGUUCUUCUCGCACCCUGCUCUCCUACCAAGAUGAGGAAGACGCCUUCGCCGGCAUCGAUCCUCAUUACCAUGACGACAGCCACGCCCUUCUGGACAACAUCGCCCCAGAGGCCCCUAGCUUUGCCAAGAUGGCCGCCGCCCUGAUGACUGGGUUGGGGUCAGAUGUUGCGGGCGUGGAAAGCGAGGAGACCGGCUACGAGGCGUAUAUGAUGCACCCCGACAUGGAAGCUAAGAUCAUCCCAGUCGAUACAAUGGCCCUUAUCAAUCGCUCCUCCAACAAGUGAAUCUACAUCCUUAAUAUCUUUCAUAAAAGAACCUUCUCCUUCUCUAUCUAGUCCAUGUGUGGACAGAAUAUCCAAGUCUUUUUAUCUUUUCAAACAUAGUGAAUAAACAUAUGAACGUAUAGAGAGAUGGGGUAUUAGAAAGGCUGUUUUUCGCCAUUUUUGUUGGAGAGAGGUUGCUUAAUAUGGAGAUAGCGCUUUUAAUGAUGUUUGGCUAAGAUCAACCAGAUCAUGUAUCAUCGAGAGUAAAAGUUAUUUGCUCACCCAUUUGUUGAGCCCUUUGAAUUAGAAAUUUAGAUCCCAUCAUUUCUUGCUGGCUUUUCAAAGCAUCCUUGUUUUAAAGGGGUAAAAUGCUUUUGAAAUGUCAUCCAAUUAAAGCCAUUUCCACAACUCGUAACAACUUUAGCUGCUAAGCUCUCGCUACAAGUUUGUUUUGCCAUAAAAUAAAAUCAAUGCAAUGAACUUACUUUAAAGACCGAAUACUCCUUACGAGUUCAAAGUUUGUCGCCAUUGUCCAUUGUCUAGACAUAUUUGUGAGAAUAACUUGGGGGUGUGUUGUGUGCUGUAAAGUUUCUUUCGCGGUUCAAAUCUGUGAUUUGAGCUUGCGAAUGGAAAGCAGAAACAUCUCGUCAAGACUUGGUGGGCGUGGUUCUCCAAGAUGUGGUUCAUGCCGUGACGGGUAUUGAACCAUGAACCUGCGCCGCGCCGCGUGUUGAUGGGGGUGUCCUGUUAAAAGGAUGGAGAUAUCAUUGUUUCUAGAUAAAACCUCUCGUUUGUUGUUUUUUAAGUAAGAUCAUGUAUUAAACGGCUAGAAAGAGGUAGAUAAUAUCCUAUUGAGCUUCCAGACCCAUUUAUCUUUUUAAUAUUUAAAGCUAGAAGAUGAUGAGAAAGAGGAGAUUUAUUCAUGGAAAUGAAUCUAAAAGAUCUCAUAGAAGCCAUGUCUCUAUUCUAAGAUCAGAAUGUUUUUUUGUUGUAUUUGUCCAAGGAAGAUAGUAAGAGAUCAAAGAAAUCGGGUAUGAAAAAAAAGUAAAACUUGUGCCUUGCCUGUUAUAUAUAAACAUGUAGUUAAGAUGAUUAUUGGAAUCUACAUAUUAUCAGUAUGUAGGUUACGUGUAGAUUUGUGGAAUCUACAUGAAAAUGAAUUAUGUAUUAUUAAUUAGAAUCAUUGGCCAUUGAAGUGAAAAAUAACAGAAUAAAUUCACGGUCAACAAGUAUUAUUGAUUAUUUGUUUCAAAUUACACAGGUAUGUAAAUGUAUUGUGAAAUACUUAAGGAUCACGGCGUAUAAGUAACAAAAAGAUGAUUCUUUUAGGGGUGUUUUUGUUUAUUUUGAAGCACAGAAUAUUGGGGUUUGUUAGAUUACAAAUUCAUUCAAAUUUUGAUAGACAUGUAGAAUAACAGUAUGAAGAUACGUACUUAGACAUGAACCUUUGAACUGCAAGUACCCAUCUUAUUCUGGUGUUCUUGUUUAUUUUUUUUCUUCAGAUUUAUUGAAAGGUUUUUUUAAUUUAUGUUGGAAAUGUUACAUGCUAGGGGGAUAUGAAUGAUAAAAUGCGUCUUGAUUUUCAUGCCUUUUUCUUCUUGUGUACUUGGGACCACUACAAAGAAGACUGUUGUAUCAUGUAGAUGUACAUGUUUAUUUAUUUUACUAUUCUCUUGUCUGUUAUUUUUUAGGAGAAUUCAGGGUUUUUCUCAUAUAGCCUCAUGAGAAAGAAUUUAUUGUCAUUUUUUAUCAUUUUUUUUAAUGAAUUGAUUUAGGAAUCAAUUUUUUUGCCUCUUGUUUAAAAAAGAGGAAUGUCCUCUUUUUAUCUUUUUUUGUUCCAAACAUGUGCUGAAUGUGUUAUAAAGAUGUUUGUGCCAGGGAGUAUAACAAAUUUAAUGAAUUGUUAUGAAAAUUUGUAUAAAUAUUAAAAAUCAUGUGAAAAUGUCUUGAUUUAUGAAUACGAGGGAAGUCCUUAUAUGUAAGAUUGCCAAAAAACAGUAAACUGCCUAUUUUGUCUCGUAAUUAAGAAAAGAUAAAUCUUUGUGUGUCCCUGUGUUGCCCUAGUGAUAGGGUGGGUAGUCCUUAGGCAAAGUUUUAUUAUUUCAGAAAAUGUUUUCCUUAAUGUAAGUAAAAAGGCAUGUGCAGGCACUGAGGCCUUAUUUCUAAAUUAUUUUUGUUCGAACAAAAACAUUUUUUGAUGACUCGCAUAUUCCAUCCCCGGUGUGAGUUUUUAAAUAUUUUGAUAUUUAUAAUCAUGAUCCAUUAAAUUGAAAGUAUCAUUUAUUCAGUAUGUAGUACCCCUGAACAAAAAAACUAUUUAUUUUCCAGUACAAAUAUUUUCCCCCUUUAAGUUCCCAUGAUGGUUGGAAUUUAUUUGUUUUUUCGUUUUUGUUUUCAAAAGUCUAUUUAGAGAGCUGAAUUUAGAAAAACCUACUUUUUUCAAUUUUAUUAAGGUUUUAUUGAACUUUAAAUCAAAAGAGAAUGAAUUUCAGGAUGAAUUGAUUAUAGUAUCUCUUUCUUAAAAUUAUGUGCAGUAUUACUUUUAAUUUUUGGAAGAUAAAGUGCCUUAUUGUGUCUUGUUCAAGUGGAAAGUUUUAAGCCUGUGAAACAGAAACAAUUUUGCCUUUUAGUUUCUCUCCUUUUUCCCCUCAUUUUUCCCUCAUUUUUCCUCCCUCUCUUCUUUCUUUCCUAAUUUCCUUUUCCUAGAACUCUUGCUCAAAUCUUUCUCAAUUUCUGAUAACUUCUGUAGAUAAUUGUACAUAAAAAUCAUAUAUGAAUAUUUCAUUUCGAAUUAUGUUCGGUUCUAGCUAAAGACAAUUUUUCAGCGGCAUUGAGCGAACAAAUUAUUUGUUUAUUUCUGAGCUUUGUUUCUCAAAGUUGUACAUACAUCUCUUAAUUAAUAAAUCCUCAUUACUAAAGCCUUGAAGGUAUCGUUUCACUUGUAAAUUCUCCUUUUUUUUCUCGUGAUAUACUUAUAUCACAAUUAUGAAUGUCUCAUUUUCAGACUGUACUAAUAUAUGUUGCAUAUUAUCAUUGUAGUUUUCUUUGAAGGCUUACACACGGAUUGUAUACCUUUAGGAAUAAGGCGAAAAACAGAAUCAUUUGCUGAAAAGGCUUCCAGAUAUUUCCUCUUUGUUCAAAAGUAUAUUUUUUAAACUUUUGCCCAAUAUAAAUUACUACAAAAAAUCUACAAAAUGAGAUAUUGUACUGUGGGAUUACAUUGCAUUAAAUUGUAAAUAAAAUGUAUUUUCCAUCAGUAUAAAAAAA